AUGUGUAUCCUCACAUGGCUCUCCGCUACAGAUGGCAUGCGCAACCGUGCGUGUCCAAACUGUAGGAUCUGCCUGUUUGACCCCUCAAAUCCUGGCCCUUACAUUGCUCCUGAUCCACGUCCAGGCCUCGAACUAGAACCACCACGGAUUAUGGGCCCCCGGGAGACAUAUAUACAGGAACAGCGUCAACGGGUAGCAGAGCGAAGAGCUGCUGAACUUCAACAUGUUCCAGCCCCGCGACUCAACGCAAUUGUGAGAGAACUUGGUAGUCCAAUCUCUCAGCGCGAAUAUGAACUCCAAACACGCCAAGUCGUAGAGGAGCGAGAAGCUGCUGAACAGCUGCUUGCUGCUCCCAACAACACUGUUCCCGACCAGCCCAACCCGGACAUAAACGCAGCCUAUGAUCAAGAACGACUUGAAGCCGAAGCGGCCGAGAUUCCUGCAUCUGUUGCUCAACCCGAGAGCAUCUCGAACCUGCUCGUCAACGGGCUGUCCGUCGUCUUCGAGCAGGCCGUGGCCCUGACAAUCCAAUCAUUGCACCUCGCGAUACUCCUCGACCCGUUCGUCGACGAGCCACCCGUCGUAGUCGAGCAGACAGCGUUGACACUCCAGCUAUCGCGCCUAGCAACAAUUCUCGCGACGAUGUUCUAG
Messenger RNA from Parastagonospora nodorum SN15, 651 nucleotides. RefSeq lists its product as hypothetical. NCBI's taxonomy places the organism in Eukaryota, Fungi, Ascomycota, Dothideomycetes, Pleosporales, Phaeosphaeriaceae. The transcript is spliced from 2 exons. The coding region runs from base 1 to 651 and encodes 216 amino acids. The record is from RefSeq and is a predicted model, not a curated record.